GUCCCUCUAAAUUUCCAGGGGAAGAAUUUGACUUUCAAAAUGUCUAUGAAAAUGAACAAGCUGAUUUUAAUACUAGGAAUGAUCUGUUUGGAACAAGGUAAAUCUGCAAUUCUUUCUCUCCCCAAAGAUCCCAACUGUGGACAGAAUGUGGCUAAAUCACAGCCUUGGAAUUACUUAAGCAUUUUCAGUCGCAUUGUUGGGGGAAACCAAGUGGAAAAGGGUUCUUAUCCCUGGCAGGUAUCUCUGAAAAAAAGGAAGAAGCACAUCUGUGGAGGAACCAUCAUCUCUCCACAGUGGGUGAUCACAGCUGCUCACUGUGUCUCGAACAGAAACAUUGCAUCAACAUUGAAUGUCACUGCCGGAGAACAUGACUUGAGCCAGACAGAGCCAGGAGAGCAAAUCCUAACCAUCAAAACCAUCAUCAUACACCCACAAUUCUCCACCAAAAAACCAAUGGAGUAUGACAUUGCCCUUUUGAAGAUGGCUGGAACCUUCCAACUUGGCCAGUUUGUGAGGCCUAUGUGUCUUCCAGAGCCAGGGGAACAAUUUGAGGCUGGAUUUAUUUGUACUACUACAGGCUGGGGCCGCUUGACUGAAGAUGGCAUCUUUCCACAAGUCUUGCAGGAAGUGAACCUGCCUAUUUUGACUGAGAAGGAGUGUGCAGCAGCUCUACUAACCAUAAAGAAGCCUUUCAGUGGGAAGACCUUUCUCUGCACAGGCUCCCCAGAGGGAGGGAGAGAUGCAUGUCAAGGAGACUCAGGAGGUUCACUCAUGUGCCGGAAUAAAAAAGGAGCCUGGACUCUGGCUGGUGUGACUUCCUGGGGUUUAGGCUGUGGUCGAGGCUGGAGAAACAAUGGGCAGAAAAAAGAGCAAGGAUCUCCUGGGAUCUUCACAGAUAUUAGUAAAGUGCUUCCCUGGAUCCAUGAGCACAUCCAAACUGGGCAUCAGAGGAAGAGCUCCAGAGCCUCAUGUGCUGAGCAAGAUGGAGUAGUCAGCCAGUCUGAGGGGGAUCUGCAUUUCCCAGAAAUCGUCCACCUGUACUAUGACAGCAAGCAAGUGUGUGUCUGGACCCUGUUGGUUCCAGAGGAAAUGCACAUGUUGCUCAAUUUUUUCCGCUUGGAUGUGGAGGCGUGCUGCCACAGUUAUCUGGCAAUGUAUUCUUUAGAAGACAGACUCAUUGGAAAACUCUGUGGAGAAAGCCUUGCUUCAUCCAUUCUUGUGGGCUCCAAUUCUAUAAGGCUGAAGUUCUUCUCUGAUGCCACAGAUUAUGCCACUGGGUUUAAUCUCACCUAUAAAGCUCUUAGGCCCAAAUACCUGCCUGAUUUAAAUAUCUCCAUAUCAGAGGAUGAAUCGAUCUUUGUGGAGGCAUGGGCUGUGCAACCUGGAGAAAUGAACCCUUCUGCGGACGCCGGUGUUCCACGAGGCCCCGGGCAGGGCUGGACCGCAGCCGGGGUCACGAGAGGAAGAACCCUCCACCUGGCGCCCUCGGGCCAUCCGGAUGCCAAAGCAGCCAGUGCUGGUGUGGGCGGGAAGUGA
Heterocephalus glaber (naked mole-rat) is the source of this 1536-nucleotide messenger RNA. The record is from RefSeq and is a predicted model, not a curated record. NCBI's taxonomy places the organism in Eukaryota, Metazoa, Chordata, Mammalia, Rodentia, Bathyergidae.